Messenger RNA from Tachyglossus aculeatus (Australian echidna), 9279 nucleotides. RefSeq names its product WNK lysine deficient protein kinase 2 (gene WNK2). The transcript is spliced from 29 exons. The record is from RefSeq and is a predicted model, not a curated record. Lineage: Eukaryota; Metazoa; Chordata; Mammalia; Monotremata; Tachyglossidae. Gene Ontology annotation, biological process: intracellular signal transduction; positive regulation of potassium ion import across plasma membrane; positive regulation of sodium ion transmembrane transporter activity. Gene Ontology annotation, cellular component: cytosol; cytoplasm. Gene Ontology annotation, molecular function: protein serine/threonine kinase activity; potassium channel inhibitor activity; ATP binding. The coding region runs from base 334 to 7392 and encodes 2352 amino acids.
GGUGUUGAGCGGACCGCUCAUUAGCUGAGCGCUGCCGGGCGCCUCUGCGGCUUCAGAAUAAGGAGAAGGUCAGGGGCGGGGAGGACAGAAGAGAGUAGAGGGCCACUGCAGUUCCAAGGGGGAGGCCAAGGACUAGCGGGCCCGCGGCUAGAGGAGCGGACGGACCGGCCCCUGCAGAGGGGAAAUUUCGGAGAGGAUCGCGCAGGGCCCACCCAGUCGAGCGGCAGUCGGGUAUCUCCUCCCCCGCCUGACCUCGGGGGCGCGGAGAUGGAAGGCGUCCUCUCGCCGUAGACGGACCGUGAGCCCCCCCGGGGAACCGGAGCUCCUUCGUUGAUGGAGACCAGAAGCGAUGUCAACGGUGCGGGGCGGCGGGGCGAAGAAGAAAAGGAAGGAAGGGGAGCAGGUUGCGGUGGCGAGCCCUCAGGUGCGGCGGGGCCUGCUGCCCGUGGGCGAGCCGGAAUAGCCGAGCUAGACGGGCCGGGCCGGGGCCAGAGGGCGGCAGACCCGGCCGCGGCUUGUGCAGUGUCGAAGGGUGGUCGGAGGCCAGCGCCGCCCGCCAGGGACCCCAAGCUGGUGCACCAACGCUUCCUACGGCGCAGCGUGGUCGAUUCAGACCAAGAAGAGCCACCGGGCUUGGAGCCGGUCGGGUCCGAGACCUCGUCGUCUCCGCGCCCUACGCCGCCGCCGCCGCCGCCUCAGCAACCGCAGCGCAAGGUCUUGCUGCUGUCCAAGACGCGCCGCCUCAUCGCCGAGCGGGCCAAGGGUGGAGCGCCCAAGCCGGACGAGACUGCGGAGGGCCCUGCCGCCGUGGCCCAGCCUCCCGGGGCCGCCGCCGAGAGCGCCCCCGGCCCGGGCGGCCAGGAGAGCGGAGAAGCGGCGGCGGCGGCGGCGGCCGCCAAGGAGAGCGGUCGCGAUGCGGAGAGGAGGGGGGCGGCCACCACCGAAGCCAAAGUGGAGCCCGGCCGGACCAAGAAAGAGGCGCCAGAAGAGGAGGAAGAAGAAGACGACUUGAAGGCGGUGGCCACUUCGCUCGACGGCAGGUUUCUCAAGUUUGAUAUAGAACUGGGCAGGGGCUCGUUCAAAACCGUCUACAAGGGACUCGACACUGAAACUUGGGUGGAAGUGGCGUGGUGUGAACUUCAGGACAGAAAACUUACAAAAGUGGAGAGACAGAGAUUUAAAGAGGAAGCUGAAAUGUUGAAAGGCCUGCAACAUCCAAACAUUGUUCGAUUUUAUGACUUCUGGGAAUCUUGUGCAAAGGGAAAGAGGUGCAUUGUGUUGGUUACUGAAUUAAUGACUUCUGGAACACUCAAAACAUAUCUGAAGCGAUUUAAAGUGAUGAAACCAAAGGUUCUUCGCAGCUGGUGCCGACAAAUUCUGAAAGGCCUGCUUUUUUUGCAUACAAGGACUCCACCUAUCAUUCACAGAGACUUGAAAUGCGAUAAUAUUUUCAUUACUGGACCAACUGGAUCUGUGAAAAUAGGAGAUUUAGGUCUGGCUACCCUCAAGAGGGCUUCAUUCGCCAAAAGUGUAAUAGGGACCCCAGAGUUCAUGGCUCCUGAAAUGUAUGAAGAACACUAUGAUGAAUCUGUUGAUGUCUAUGCCUUUGGAAUGUGUAUGUUGGAGAUGGCUACCUCAGAAUAUCCUUACUCAGAAUGUCAGAAUGCUGCUCAAAUUUACCGGAAGGUCACCUGCGGUAUCAAGCCAGCAAGUUUUGAAAAAGUUCAUGAUCCUGAAAUUAAGGAGAUCAUUGGAGAAUGCAUCUGCAAAAAUAAAGAAGAAAGAUAUGAAAUUAAAGACUUAUUAAGCCAUGCCUUUUUUGCUGAAGACACUGGGGUAAGAGUGGAACUUGCAGAAGAAGACCAUGGUAGGAAAUCUUCUAUUGCCUUAAGGCUCUGGGUUGAAGAUCCUAAGAAACUGAAAGGAAAACCCAAAGAUAAUGGAGCCAUUGAGUUUACUUUUGAUCUGGAGAAGGAAACUCCUGAUGAUGUUGCACAAGAAAUGGUUGAAUCUGGGUUUUUUCAUGAAAGUGAUGUCAAGAUAGUGGCAAAAUCAAUACGGGACAGAGUGGCAUUAAUCCAAUGGAGAAGAGAGAGAAUUCGGCCUCUCACGCAAUUGGAGACACGCCAGAACUCUGAAUCCUCUGAUAAAUCUAAGGUGCCACAAGCCCAGCUACAAGUUCAAGUUACGUACACAUCCCAUGCUGGCCAGCCCACUCAAUCAGAACCCGAGGAAGCAGAAGUUGACCAGAAGCUAUUGCAGCAGAAUCUGCCUGCGAGUGUCACAUCUGUUGCAUCGGACAGCACAUUUGACAGUGGCCAGGGAUCUACCGUAUAUUCAGAUUCGCAGAGCAGCCAACAAGGUGUGAUCUACUCUUCUUUGCCUGAUGCAAUACCUCCUGUAAUCCAGCGAGUCUACAGCCCACCUGUGAGUGAUGGGCAGGCCCUACCACAGAGUCUGCCAUCUCUGGGCCACUACCAGCAACCUGCAAUUCCUGGACUGACUGUGGUUCAUACGCCAUCUGUUGUCCUUUCUACACGACCACAUUACCCUGAGCCAGCAAUAUCAUUUCCAGUGGUACAGCCAACUACAGUUGCUUCAGUGCCGAAAGUAUCUUCACAACCUCUGUUAUUGAGCCAGCAGCCACCACCCCUGCCUCAGCCAGCUCAACUGCAGCAGAUACUUGCGAGUCAAUCUGUAUGCUCUCUUCAGUCUACUACCCAUCUCUUGCCCCAGUAUACAACCCCAGCUUCUCAGGUGACCACAUCUUCUCAGCUAAAACCUCUCCAAAUGCCGACAGUGGCUCUGCAGCAGCACCCUUCUAUACCAGCUACACAGAUUCCUCAGUUUCCUGUCAUUCCUGCAAUCACUCCUCUGGCAGGAAUUGACAGCCUUCCUCCAAAGCUCUCUAACCUACCUGCUGCAAAUGUGCCCUCUAUACCCGCUCCCUCUCAGUAUUUUUCUCCAGCUGUGAUUUUGCCAAGCCUUCCUGUGAACCCCACUGCACCUCUGGCAUCGGCUUCACCCUCCCUACCUUUGCAGGCUGUCAAACUUCCUCACACUACGGUGGCUCCUUUGGCCAUGCCCUGCCAAACGAUAGUGCCAAACAUGCCGGCUGCAACAAUCCCUAUACUUGCCAUGGCCCCGCAAGGAAUCGGAGCCUUGCCGAUGCACCCAGCUGUAGCUCAGCUUGCCCCUCAACCAGUAUACCAGACUGCGUUCCAGCAGAUCAUUCAGAAUGAAGUGCCCACUUCUCCCCAUCACAUUCAGAAUUUGCAAGCAGUCUCCCAGCAGCAACCACAGCCACUGCCGCAGCUUCCUUCAUUUGCUCAGCCCCUUCAGCCAAGCAUAAUUCAUCCUCCAGAACAGGCUACUCCUGCAUCCAGGGCUGGUAACCAGCAAGUAAUUGUUGGACAUCCUCCAUAUGCAUCUGUGGAUAUCGGAGCUUCUGUACCUGUCUUACCAGUACAGCACUCAGCAAUCCUGUCUCCACCUUUACAGUUCCAGCCUGAAAUAUUACCUCCCCUUGUUGCUCAAGAGUGUCUGUCCCAGCAUCCUGGCAUCCUGGCUACCACAUCUGUGCCAGGAGAACAUAAUUUGCCUAUUCCGACCACUGGUCUCCUGAUUGCAUCAGAUCCAUCCCAACUUCUGGGGCCCUCAGUACCAAUUCCAUGCCCAACUGUCCAGCUGAAAGCAGAAUCAUCCCAAGAGGAGCAGGGAAUGCAGGAAAAGCACACAUUACUGCCAAGCUGUGAAAGCUAUGGUGGUUCUGAGGUUCCUUUAGGGAAAGAAAUGAGUGAUGGCUGUGACGGUGCUUUUGGAAGUGGAAAACAGGAAGGAAAGUCUUCAAAGAAGCAUCACAGAAAGUCAACACGCACUCGCUCACGCCAAGAAAAGGCCAACAGACCCAAAUUAACCAUUUUGAAUGUCUGUAACACGGGAGAUAAAAUGGUAGAAUGCCAGUUGGAAACACACAAUCACAAAAUGGUGACCUUCAAAUUUGACUUAGAUGGUGAUGCACCUGAAGAAAUUGCUACUUACAUGGUAGAGAAUGAAUUCAUAUUGCAGGCUGAGAAGGAGACAUUUAUUGAACAGCUGAAAGAUAUCAUUGAUAAAGCAGAAGAUAUGCUCAGUGAGGACACUGAGGGUGAACGGAGCUCUGAUCAAGGAAUAAGCCCUCAGUCUAACAAUGCCCGUGGUCUGGACCCAAAAGAAGAGAAUCAGCAAUCCCAAGUAAAUGCCCCAGUAUAUCAACAGAAUGUUCUACAUACUGGAAAGCGGUGGUUCAUAAUAUGUCCAGUAGCAGAAAACCGCACAACAGAGGCUCCCGAAUUUUCUCCACCUGUUCCUUUGAACACCCAGCAGCCUGAAACAAGUCAAGAUGCGGAGCCUUGUGAGGACCAGCAAACAUUGAUGGAAAAGCCGAACCUCGAAGCUGGUCAACAGCUUCGCAGUCAAGUUAGUGUCAUAAAUGAUCCCAGCAAGACCGCAGUUCCUUUAACACCUGCCUCUGUACCUUUGGCUGUCUUAUCCAGUGAGGUAGAGGGAGCAGCUAAAGUACCACCACAACCUACUUCACGUAACUUAGACUCAGUGCAGAAUAUGGGCCAGUUGGGGAGUUCACCGAUUCAGCCAGUUAAGUCCAGCCAGCUUGGCACUCCCGCCCACAGCACCCCUCUGCCUGUAGAGCCCCAGGAUGCUCAGCUGACUCCUGGGGUCGUUGGUCCACCAACUCCACGAGCUGAAGAAGACAUCUGUGUCCCAGCCUGGGAGGUCACCUGCUGCCCAGUAGGCUCCCAGGAAUCUACUGUUACUCUUUCUAGCCUAGCGGUAGAAAUUGGUCCUCUAGCCAAGUCCAUCUUAGAACACCAGCCGGCAUCACAGGCUGCUCCUGGGCCAGAGACCAGCCAGCCAAGUGGAACGAUUCAUCUUGUCCACAACCAGAAGUUUCCAGUGGCUGUGGUGUCCGAGCCCUCUAGCUUGACAGGCUCUCAGCUGCCAAGCCCCCCUCAAAUCUCCGUGGCUGUACCCCAGCAACCAGGCCAGCCAAGCCAGGCCCAGCUGACAACCACCACCACCACCAGUGUCAGCACCAGUCUGCCACAGCCCCAGCCUGUAUUUGAGUCUGACGGGGAAGGCCCACCUCCCAGGGUCGGCUUCGUGGAUAGCACAAUUAAGAGUCUAGAUGAGAAGCUGCGCAAUCUACUCUACCAGGAGCACGUUCCUACUUCCUCGGCCUCAGCAGGGACUCCUCUGGAACAGGAAGGGAGGGAGUUUAAUUUAGGGCCUCUGAAUGAAGACUUGCUUCCUGCUCUUGCUUUGGCUUCGAACCUUGAUGCCCAUGGAGCUGCUGCUGAGGAGCCACCUGAAUCUUUCAUCUCUACAGAUCUGUCUUCAGGUCAUGCCCUGGCUGGACAGGUGGUGAGUGUGUCCCUUAAACAAGAGAAGCAGUUGGAAAAGUCAGAAGUGAAGAGCACUGGAAUCUGUCCUCCAGAACUAAAAUCAGUGAAAAGAAGAGAGUCUGCUUUAAAUAUUGCUUUGACAACAAACAACCAGGGGGACACAAUCGCAAGUGCAGCACACAGUCAAUUUCAGGGUGCUGGCUGUAAAUAUCUGGAGACUACUAAAUUAAUUGACCAAGCCAAGUCCAAAGUCUCAACUGACCCCACAAAGAGUUUAAAGCAGUCUUUUGCAACAGAUGGAGAUCUAAGUCACCUUCAGCGACAGAGCCCUCAGGACCCUGGUUCCUGCCAAAAACAAGCUGAGAAAUCUGAUGGUGGAGCACCAGCCAAGACUAUCGGCAGAUUUUCUGUUAUCAGCGCACAAGAUGAAGUCACUUUAGCAUCCUCUCAGAGCUUAAGAUACUCUGCCCCACCUGAUGUCUAUUCAGAUGAGCUUCCCUCCUGUCUGGAUUUGAAGGUAUCUGUCCGGCGUGUGCAGACGGCAUCCUCUAUUGAAGUUGGCAAUGGUAAGCUGGCUUCAAAUGAUUCUGCCGAUGACUCUCUGAAAAAGAUGUCCUCUCUCCAGAAGCAACCUUCCUCACCAAGCACCCACCCAGCAAAUGACCUCGUGAGGAAGGCAACAGCUUUUCUCAACAGAUCAACAAAGGCUGUGUCGCCGGUCCCUAGCUCUCCUAAUUUGCAGGAGAUGAAAAUUCCUACAAUUAGUGUGACUUACUUUCACUCCCAGUCAUCCUAUGUGAGCAGCGAUAAUGACUCUGAAUUUGAAGACACCGACAUAAAAAGGGAAUUAGAGAUUCUGAGAGAGAAACACUUGAAAGAGAUCUCCGAUCUACAAACCCAGCAGAAGAAUGAGAUAGAAGCAUUGUACCAACGCCUGGGGAAACCACUUCCACCCAAUGUGGGAUCCCUUCGCUCAUCUCCACCCAGUGGCGGGAUUAGAAGAACAAGCAAAAAUAAGUUAAAAGCUGGGAAGCUGUUAAAUCCCCUGGUGCAGCAGCUAAAAAGUGUGGCAUCUAACACAAGUAACCUGACAGACUGCAAAAAUUAUCCCGCUAAGGAUGCUGCUAAAGCUCGUACUGGUUCCACAGCAGAAACCACUGUAACUUCUUCUGCUUCAGUAACAUUUGGAAAGGCAGUGCAGACUCAACAGCCCUGCUCUGUCAAAGCCUCCCUGUCUUCUGACAUCUGCUCGGGGUUAGCCAGUGAAGGAGGUGGAGCUCAUGGCCAAGGCUGGACGGUUUUCCACCAAACGUCUGAGAGAGUGACCUAUAAAUCUAGUAGCAAACCUCGUACCAGAUUCCUCAGUGGACCUGUGUCUUUGUCCAUCUGGUCCACCUUGAAACGGCUAUGCCUAGGCAAAGAGCACAGUAGUAGAUCUUCUACCAACAGUCUUGUCACAGCCCCAGAGCCACUCCCAACACCCAUUAAAGUCCAGGGGCAGGAGAAUAACAGUAACAACAAGAAAGGGAUGUUCACAGAUGAUCUACACAAGCUAGUUGACGAGUGGACAGUCAAAACAGUGGGAUCUACGCAACUGAAGCCUUCUCUAAACCAACUGAAACAGAACCAAAAGAAGCAAGACAUGGAGGCCAAAGCAACCCUCACCCAAACCCAGAAUGAAGCAUGUCGAGUUAAAUCAGGCAGAAUAAAUGUGGGGGAAAAGCAUUUUGUUCCAGCGACUAGGUCAACGGUAUUAACUCCCGGAGUGUCACCAGCCCAGCCAGUGCCUAUGCCAGGUACUACCUUCUCUGGUCUAGUAACACCUUAUGUGAUGCCUCUUUGUCAAUUCGGAAGUGUGUUCCCAGCACCUGGGUUUGGCCCCCAGUGGCAGGGCUAUGUGAGCCAGCCUAGGAUUGGACGAGACCAGAACAAGGGCCAAGCAGGCUUGCAGAUGUUUCCAGCGUCUCUGCAGAAGCCUGCUGGCAACUAACCCACAUCCAGCCACAACUUGAGAAUCACAUAUCUUUGGUCCGCCCUCUGUUAAUAAAUCAAAAAUUUAAAAAAAAAUUUAAAACAAGUAUUUGAGCCUGAAGAUUUUAUGUUUUUGAAUAGGUUCGGUUCUUCUACUCACCUCUUGUUCAGGCCUAAUAGCCAUACACUACAUCAAGCAAUCACUGUGAGAUGAGUCACAAGGUAGUUUGUUUAUGGCAAUAUUUGCUUAAUUCAUUGCUAAAGACACUUUAUUCUUCAACUUGCGUUCUAGUGUUUGACACUUGCAGUCUUUAAACAAAAAAAUUUAAUGUACUUGAAUUGAUGAUUUAGAAUAUUGUAUUCACCUUGCAGAAGUUCAGUGCCUUGAAUUCAAGCUUUUCAGUUCACCACUGGAAAGAGAUGUAAAAAAUAUAUAUUUGAAAGGUGUGUUUGAUUUAUAGUCAGCUUGCAAGUUUAAAAUGUCUCGCCUUAAUUUUUAAGUUGCAAAGGGAUUGAUGAUUUACACAUUUGAAGCUGAAAUUAUUUAGAAUCUCCUUUGCGUUCCAUUUUUUGCUGUAAAUGCUUUUUUAUCUCCAUCAAUGGUUAACUUGAACAUUUUAAGAGUGGCAAAUGCAAAAAAAAAAAUGCUUAACAUUAAAAAAAUUCUUGGGUUUACAUUAUGAAUAAGAUCUAAGUGAAUAAAAUGCUUUUUCCUAGGAGCAUAUACAAGAGGUAUGAAAGAGAUUGUGUGUAUAGAAGGACAGAGAGCCACAGUGCACCGUGUGAGUCUUUUCUGGGAUGUGGUCUCUUGGUAACGCAGGUGACAAUUUAUUGACAGUAACAAGACCAGGGCUGAACAAGAACAGUUACCUUUGAUUUCCCAGUGGGACAAAACUCAUUACGCUUUAACCAAAGGAUGUCCAUAAUCCCAGUUUGAUUUUUGAGUCUACAUGUGUUUCAUAGGUAAGAGUCCAACCAGAGGCCCCCUGAGAGAAGGCGGUCCCUCUGGAUUGCUCUGAGCACUUGCAUGGCACAUGUGCAUACUUCUCUGUUUCUACAGGGCCAACAGUAUUGAUGUAGAAAGGGAAUUUCAAAUGGCACUUCUGCUUUCCUUGCUGACCAAUCAACCCCUCAGUUCAGAACAGUAUGACUAGGUGAUUUGGCUGGGCUUUUCUUCCUUUUAAAUCCAAGGGCGCCAUACAGAGUAUGGACACCCUUCAUUGUCUCUCUUCUUCUCUCUCAUUUGGAAGUUGCUUUUGAUCCAUCUUAGGGCACCUAGACGCCUUCUCACCUUCCACUCUAAAAACCACCAGGUAAACAUUAAAGCUUGAUUUGUUUGCUUUUGGUAAGUUUCAUUUUAACUAAGAGCAGCACUACCUGGGAAACUUUGUGGGCACAGGAUUAAGAAAUAUUACAAGGUCAGUCACGAAGGCACAUUGUUCUUAAUCUCUUACUGCGACAAUGUUUUAUACUCCCUUCUGGAAGGCAGAAUGUCUUGGGCUGCCAACAUGUGAAUUGUAUAGUUCUAUUGUACUUUAGAGCAUUAUUACAACUGUCUAAAUUAUUUCGUUUGUACCCUUUGAAUAUAAUAUUCCAUCAAUUCAGAGAGAAUUGACUUUUAUAGUGAUAAUUAUGCAGAGUCUUCUGCCUGUGCAAAGUACUGUAGCAAGAGAUUUCUGUUCUCUGUGACAUGUAACUUUAAUUUAUUUGUUUUUAGAUUCAUGUCUGUAUGCUUCAUGAGCCAACAUGGGAAAAAAAAUGUUUUCACACCAUUUCUCCUUUAGCUUUCAUGAUCCUAUGGUUGAGUCACGAUUGCCUGUUCUGUCCUUAUACAGUGAAGCAGUGGCUCGAGAUUCCAAGAGAUUGUAUUUAUUAAGGAGAAAAAUAAACAUUUUGUGCUUGAAAA